Molecule: messenger RNA, 1318 nt
Organism: Exophiala oligosperma
Lineage: Eukaryota; Fungi; Ascomycota; Eurotiomycetes; Chaetothyriales; Herpotrichiellaceae
Exons: 2
Coding region: 148-1224 (358 amino acids)
Molecular function (GO): nucleotide binding
Source: RefSeq, a predicted model, not a curated record
CGAUAGUAAAAGUAUUGUGGUCGUAACGAAUUCAACGCUCUAGAAGGACUAGAAAUAAAUAAAUAUCCUUCCAAAAUCCAGAGAAAUAUCAUCUCACUGCCGAAGAGUUCCAAAACACUAUCAAGACUGCUUCAAAAUAUUUCCACAAUGGCUGGCGGAAAGUACAACGUGGGCAUCAUCGGAUAUGGACUGAGCGCGAAGACCUUCCAUAUUCCUUUCAUCAAGGCGGUCUCCGACUUCAACUUGUACGCGAUUGUUCAAAGAAGUCCGAAGCCCAAUGACGACGCAAGCAAAGACCAUCCAGGUAUUAAGCUAUAUCAUUCAGCGGACGAUCUUUACAAGGACGAUCAAGUUCACGUGGUGAUUGUCACGACAAGCCCAGAGUUACAUCUGGAGAUGGCGAAGGCUGCUCUGCUCGCGAAGAAACAUGUCGUGGUGGAGAAGCCAUUCACUCCCACAGCGGCCGAGGCACAAGAACUCGUCGACACGGCGAAAGCCCAAGGUGUUCUUGUAACAGUGUAUCAGAACCGUCGAUGGGAUUCUGAUUUCCUGACGCUCAAAAAGUACAUCCAGGACGGCAGCUUGGGCAGGGUCGUCGAAUUCGAAUCCCAUUUUGACCGACAUCGUCCUGACCCACCGGCCGAUACGUGGAAGGCACAUCCGACCCCUGGGAAUAGCGCUGUUUACGAUCUAGGCACUCACUUAAUGGAUCAAGUGGUUCACCUUUUUGGUAUGCCCCAGCGAGUGACCGGAUUUGUGGGUUCGCAAAGAGCAGAAAACCCGACCGGCCUGGAGGACUCUUGCACGGUAUUGCUGCACUACCCAGGCAUGCUGGCCACGAUCAAAGCUGGAGUAGUAAGCCCUGAAGUACAGCAGCUACGCUUCUGGGUUCGCGGCGUGAACGGAUCGUUCAAGAAAUUUCACUUGGAUCCACAGGAAGAUCAGUUGAGAAAGCAAGGCUUGGGCCCGGGUGACAAAGGCUACGGCUACGAGCCAGAAGACAGAUACGGAACGCUCAAUGUCUGCAAGAACGACAAGAUUGAAAGUCGGGUCGUGCCAACGGUGGAACCGCCGACGUAUGUUGAGUAUUAUCGAAGACUGGCAGCUACCUUGAAUGGCGAUGCUGCUCAGAUCCCUGUGCCUCCAGAGCAGGCUGUGGGGCUGAUUAAGCUUGUUGAGCUUGCUAGAGAGAGUUCGAAGCUGGGAAAGACGAUGGAGGUUUAGAUCAGUACACAAGAUCAAAACGAUGUGCUUGUUACGAGUAGAUGAACGAGGAGCACUUCUUGGGGUUCGUCUACUUUGCCGUAUAGAUGUCUAC